AAAGGAGCCUUGAAUUUUUUAAAGGAGAAAAAAGGAUUUAACAAUCCAUCAAUUUUGACAAGCAAUUUUACGGAGGAACCGGUUGGAAACACUGGCUACCAUCAGUUGAUCGUCAAGGAAGCCAAGAAGCGGAAAAGGGAGAGGAGGCAAAAGGCGUCGGCUGUGUGCCGAUGAUCGCCGCUGAAAAUCAGUCGAGUUUGCGUGCCGGCUCCAGGCUGGGGCAGUACGAGGAGGUAGCGGGUGACGGAAGCGUGGGUGGUGGCAACGAGGCUGGUGGAACCGCAACCACUACCUCGGAGCCAGGUGUAAUGCAAAAAGAGGAGCAAGAGGUGGCGCAAAACGAGAACCCUUCGAAAGAACCGAACGCAGUAACAGUAACUACACCUAGCGGCGUCGCGACGACGGCGUCCACGGUGACCACGACACCCACGACCACGUCGACCACGAUGCCAGGUGGAGGCGCUCGCAGCGACGACGAGGAUGAGGAGGAGGAGGAGGCCGAAGAAGAAGAGGAAGACGUGGAGGAAGAAGAGGACGUGGAAGUGGAGGGUGGAGCGGCGCAGGAGGCGGUCGGCGGAGGUGUUCUGACGAACGAGGGUGGGGGUGGAGGCGGCAUGGCCGGCUUCUGGAGGCAGAGUAGACCCUCCAGUCCCCGCAUGCCGCCUCCGGAGCAGCCGGAGCACAGGCCUAAGAGCCGACACGAGCCGGCGCCCGCGAGAUACAACAACCUCGGUUACUGGAGGGCCAGAAGGGUGACAUUCUACAAAAAUGGCGACCCGUAUUUCCCUGGAAUCGAGUUCAGGUUUAAGCCAGGAAGGGACAUCGGUUCCUUGGAGGCACUCCUGGAUAGAUUGUCCCUUCGAAUGGACCUGCCCAGAGGAGCAAGGCACAUCUUCUCGAUGGACGGAGACAGAAAGAUCACCCUGGACGAACUUGAAGACGGUGCCUCGUACGUUGUAUCCAGUUACAAAACGUUCAAGCCGGCCAGCUAUGGAAAGAAGAAUAACACCUGGUACACGAGCCCCACUGGCGCGGGUAGCAGAGGUGGAGCGGGCGUCGGAGGUGGUGUUGGAGGUUGGCAAAGUAGACCACCGGCGGUGGCGAGCCUCAGCAGGAAAGCUUCAAUCACCGACGAAGCACCACCUCCUGGUGGUGGAAAGCCUUCCUCGGGACGUGUCAUACGAAUCGUUAACAACCACGAUCACACCGUACAGUGUAGAGUCUUGUUGAACCUCCGUACUUCUCAACCAUUCGAGGAGGUGUUGGAGGAUCUUGGACAAGUAUUGAAGAUGAAUGGGGCCAAAAGGAUGUUCACAGUUUCGGGUCAAGAGGUAAGAAGCUUCUCGCAGCUGAGGAACGAAUUCGCAGAUGUAGACACGUUCUACUUGGGCACUGGAUCCGGGAUAGGUAUGGCCGGUGCGGUGACUGCAUCUCCAGCAAGAAGAUCCAGGUCGAGGGGACCGCCCACGGUGGUCGAAGACAUUGGUCGUCAACGACGAGCUCGCAGCAAAAGCAGACCUCGUGCUUUGUACGCCCCUGAUUCAGACGUCGUCCGAGUAAACGAUUACAGCGUGGUAGAAGUGUUGAGGGACGAACCUGCCAGAGUGACGAUCAGAGGAUUAAGAAGAUCCUUUUAUCCACCUUCUCAUCUACCACCGGUGGACAAUUCACCGCCGGAUAAGAAACUGCAGCUCGAAUGGGUUUACGGAUAUCGGGGCACCGAUACCCGAAGAAAUCUCUGGGUAUUGCCCAGUGGCGAGCUCUUGUACUACGUCGCUGCCGUGGCUGUUCUCUUCGACAGAGAAGAAAAUGCACAACGGCAUUACGUGGGCCACACCGAAGACAUUACCUGCAUGGAGGUUCACCCAAGCAGAGAGCUCGUGGCAUCCGGGCAAAAAGCUGGUAGACACAGAAAAGCGCAACCACACGUUCGCAUAUGGUCAACAGAGACCUUGCUCACUCUGUAUGUGUUCGGAAUGACUGAGUUCCAGAUGGGAGUCUCCGCCUUGGCAUUUUCGCAGCUGAACGGUGGAAGUUACGUGCUGGCAGUAGAUGCCGGUAGAGAGGCAAUACUCUCGGUAUGGCAAUGGCAAUGGGGUCAUUUAUUGGGUAAAGUGGCGACUAUGCAGGAAGAUCUCACAGGGGCUGCCUUCCACCCCCUCGACGAUAAUCUACUUAUAACGCACGGUCGGGGGCAUCUGACAUUCUGGAACCGACGAAAAGAUGGUUUCUUCGAGAGGACAGACAUAAUCAAACCCCCUUCCCGUACGCACGUGACGAGCAUCCAGUUUGAGCAAGACGGGGAUGUCGUCACGGCGGAUAGCGACGGUUUCAUCACCGUCUACUCGGUGGAUGCUGAUGGAGCGUACUUUGUUCGAAUGGAAUUCGAAGCGCAUAAUAAAGGCAUCAGUUCUUUGGUGAUGCUAUCAGAAGGCACGUUGCUCUCCGGAGGAGAGAAAGAUCGCAAGAUAGCCGCGUGGGAUUCUCUUCAGAAUUAUAAACGAAUAACCGACACGAAGUUGCCAGAAGCAGUAGGAGGAGUUCGUAGCAUUUACCCUCAGCGACCGGGAAGAAACGAUGGAAACAUAUACGUAGGAACCACCAGGAACAAUAUACUGGAGGGUUCUCUUCAGAGAAGGUUCAAUCAGGUGGUGUUUGGCCAUGGUAGACAGUUGUGGGGACUUGCGGUACAUCCUGACGACGAGGUGUUCGCCACAGCAGGCCACGACAAGAAUAUUGCUCUCUGGCGAAGACACAAAUUGUUAUGGACAACGCAGGUCGGUUUCGAGUGUAUCUGCAUCGCUUUUCAUCCUUUUGGAGUGGCACUAGCUGCUGGCUCCUCCGAGGGUCAUCUUCUGGUUUUGGCAGCAGACACCGGUGCGGCUGUGGCUACCCUUAGAGUUUGUGGUUCACCUUUAUCAUGCAUUGGCUACAAUCCAACUGGAGAAAUCGUGGCGAUGGGUUCUCAGAACGGUAGCGUCUAUCUCUUCAGAGUAUCUAGAGACGGAUUCUCCUACAAGAAGAGCAACAAAAUACGUGGAACGCAACCGCUGAUGCAGCUCGACUGGAGUUCUGACAGCAGAUUUCUUCAGACGGUCACGCAGGACUACGACCUAGUGUUCUGGGACGUGAAAGCGUUGUCAUCAGAGAAGAGUCCGCUAGUCAUGAAGGAUGUCAAAUGGUACACUCAUAAUUGCAUGGUUGGCUACAUGGUGUCUGGAAUGUGGAAUAAUCGUUAUUAUCCAUUAACCACGGUUCUGACUACAUCCAGUAGAUCGGCUGCUCAUGAUAUGCUGGUCAGCGGCGAUGCAGAAGGCUACCUGAGACUGUUCAGAUACCCGUGCACCAGUGCUAAGGCUGAGUACGUUGAGGAAAAAGUGUACAGUUCCUUGGUGGCCUGUGCCAGAUUCCUUUACAACGAUCAGAACGUCGUCACUGUCGGUGGAACUGAUGCCGCGCUAAUGCUAUGGGAACUCGUUGACGAGUAGACAGGAGAUUUGCCAUAGAUUUUCUCGAUAUUUUUCCAUUUUACCCAAGGUCUAACUACGGACCGUUUGCCCGUUUAAUCUCGAAGAGAUUCCGACGAUUUACUUUGUCAUGGAACUUUUUUAAUACCAAACGCAGGGAACGUUUAUCAUUUUAUACUGGAUAUACCGUUCAACCCUGAGAGAAAACAUUGUAGCGAUUUUUACCAUUCGACUUGAUUCGGUUACUUUUGGUGCAGGAAUCUGUGGAAGAUUUAUUACCGACUAUAAUGUCGGUUCAUUGUCAUCCUACUUUCACGAUUCCUUUUAUCGGGAGCCAUAAAUGCUUGUCGCUGAUAACCGAGUCGAAAAGUAAUCACCGCUAGAAAAUUGUUGUACCCUUACAUCGUGUCAGUGAAUCGUUUCAAGGACGAAUACAACAUAUUUUUAACGUUUUAAAUACCAGUUUCGUACCGCAACGAUGCGAUCGGUAUCGCUCCCUCCAACCCUGAAGGUUGUUGCAUAUAAAAUGCAGUCUUUUUCAAGCACGUUUUGAUUAAUGAACAUUAUUUUUAACGAGGAUACAGCUGACGAAGGUUCUAUGAAUAAAUCAGUCAUUUCAUAUGCAACAACUUAAUAGUUUCAUACUAAUCAGGGCGAUCACUGUUUUCGACGAAGGAAAGAUAUGAUCCGGUUAAUGAAGAUCGCAAGGAAACAUUUAUGACUAUUAUGAAACUGUGAAACUUUAGCCAUGGAAAUGAGCACGCAUUGCAAAGGUCUAUCUUCCCUUCUAUCGAUUGUUUUGUCAUUAUUGUCGCUAUAAUUUCUUGUACAGUCGCGUGCAGUCGUGCGCUUUCUUUUUGGGGUAAGAGGUAGUGUAACUUCCUACAUCUCAUCGGUUUCACCGUUUACAUUGAAAUAUUCACAAAUUUAGUAAGAUUUGGCUAAUCCCCGUUCCUAAUUCCCAUAGCCGAGAUUUCAUAUUCUCCUCGACUUCCAAAAUGUACAGAAACCCCCGAGCCUUCCCCCUCCCAUGAGAAGGUAUCUUUGCACGUGACUGUCCAUGUUUAGCGAUAACCAACGGCGUACGAUAAACGUUAUCACGCUAUAACGAUGCAGUACACAUUAAAGGCGUAAUGAAAACGAUACACGUAGACACAUUAUUAAAUGUGUACCCGUAGGAAUAAUUAAAAUAAAAUGAAACAAUGUGCGCACGUUCGGGAGCGUGCUAUCGGGGUGCUGGCGCCCCUUUGUAGACGAUAAGUAACAUAGAUUUAAAAUGAAAAAAUCAAGAGGACGAGAAACGUUUCCAAUUAACACGCACUCUUGUAUGGGAACCGACGGUCGACUUGUUCUUUCUUCAUUGUUUCGAAGAUUUUUAGAGAUAAUACGUAUAAUGCUGUUGCGGGUCAACGCGCAUUCCUCUCUCUCCGUCGAUCAUUCCCUUGUUUCACACUGAUAAUUUCUAGAAGAAAAAGAAAAAAUACAUAGAGAUUAUACAGAAAGUUUCAACGAUAUUAUAAAUAUCUAUACAUACGUAUAUAAUACAUAUACAUAUAGCAAGUAGAUGCAAAUGAUAACACGAGGAUCUCUAACAUGUUUAGCAAAACUACACACGGGAUCGUCACUGCCAUGGCAUCGAGUUCAAAAUUUGCUUCAUAGUCUGUGGGAUGUGUCAGAAAAUUAAUUUCUUAUCAAGUUUUGA
Osmia bicornis bicornis is the source of this 5169-nucleotide messenger RNA. RefSeq names its product echinoderm microtubule-associated protein-like CG42247 (gene DCX-EMAP). The coding region runs from base 171 to 3488 and encodes 1105 amino acids. Gene Ontology annotation, biological process: microtubule cytoskeleton organization; intracellular signal transduction. Gene Ontology annotation, molecular function: microtubule binding. The transcript has 17 exons. The record is from RefSeq and is a predicted model, not a curated record. NCBI's taxonomy places the organism in Eukaryota, Metazoa, Arthropoda, Insecta, Hymenoptera, Megachilidae. Gene Ontology annotation, cellular component: mitotic spindle.